Molecule: messenger RNA, 1635 nt
Organism: Dictyostelium discoideum AX4
Lineage: Eukaryota; Evosea; Eumycetozoa; Dictyosteliales; Dictyosteliaceae
Product: xanthine/uracil permease family protein
Exons: 1
Coding region: 1-1635 (544 amino acids)
Biological process (GO): transmembrane transport
Cellular component (GO): membrane
Molecular function (GO): transmembrane transporter activity
Source: RefSeq, a predicted model, not a curated record
AUGUUUAUUAAUAGAAAUAAAAAAGAUAUUAAAAAUGGUUUAAAAAUUAUUAUAAAUGGUAUAAAAAAUUAUUUUCCAAAUUAUGAAUUAAAACAAGAUUAUAGUAAUGGGGUAUUACCAGAUGAAAGAAUUCCAUGGGGCCCUACGAUUUUAUUAGCAUUUCAACAUGUGUUGGCAAUGUUUGGAAGUACAGUUGUGGGUCCAUUAUUAAUGGGAUUCUCACCAAACACUGCAUUGCUAUUCUCUGGUGUUGGUACUGUUAUAUUUUUUAUAUGUACGGGAGGUAAAGUUCCCUCUUAUUUAGGGUCGUCCUUUGCCUUUAUUGGUGUCGUAAAUUCAGCGACUGGUUUCGUUUAUAUUGCAGGUAGCAAUUCUAGUAACCCGAAUAUCGCACAAGCGUCAGGUGGAAUAUUGUCAUGUGGUUUGGUUUAUUUAGGCAUUUCAUUGAUUGUAAUAUUCGUUGGUACCAAAUGGAUUGAGGUAUUAACACCACCAGUGGUAACGGGUUCGGUGGUAGUUGCAAUUGGGUUCCAUUUAUCAACAUCGGCAAUCCAUCAAGUGGCAACUAGCGCAUUUGAAGCCUGGAUGGCAUUGGUAACGGUAUUAUGUGUUUGUAUGGUAACAUGCUAUGCGCCCGGCCCAUUUAAACGAUUGCCAAUUUUAAUUGGAGGAUUAUCAUCAUACCUAUUAUAUUUCUUAUUUGGGUUAGGUGAAAUCGGACCAGGUAUUGAUUUUAGUGGCGUUGGUAAUUCAAGAUGGAUUGGCUCACCACCAAUUACUGCACCAGUUUUCGAAUCAACUUAUAUUUCAUUAAUUGCACCAAUUGCAAUCAUUCUUGCCGCUGAAAACAUUGGUCACUUAAAAGCAGUUAGUACAAUGACUGGUAAGAAUUUAGAUUAUAUGAUUGGUAGAACAUUUUUAGGUGACUCAAUUGCAUGUAUUUUAGCUGGCUCGUGUGGAAGUAUAGGUACAACAACAUAUGCCGAAAAUAUUGGUGUAAUGAGUAUUACAAAAAUAUUUUCAACACUUUCAUUUUUAAUUGCAGCAUUUAUUGCAAUAAUUUUAGGAUGUUUACCAAUUUUCGGAGCAAUAAUCCAAACUAUUCCACCAGGUAUUUUUGGUGGGUUAUCAAUUGUUUUAUUUGGUAUCACUGGUAUUACAGGUGCUAAACUUUGGGUAGAAGCACAAGUUGAUUUUUCAAAACCAAGAAAUCUUUUAUCAGCUGGUAUUGCAAUUGUUUUAGGUACUGGUAUGAUUGAUGUUGUAGUUCAAUGGGGUAAUUUAAAAAUCGAUGGUAUUGGUUGUGCAACUUUCUCUUCAAUAAUUCUAUAUCAAUUACUUCGUGAUGAUUGGUCAAAAAUUUUUAAAUUAAUUAUUUCAAAAAUUAAAAUUAAAAAUAAUAAUAAUAAUAAAACUAUUCAAAAAGAAACCAAUACUGAAUUUCAGGAAUUGGAUAAUUUAAAUAAUCCCAAUACCACAAUAGAUUUAAUUAAUUCAAAUAAUAAUAAUAAUAAUAAUAAUAAUAAUAAUAAUAAUAAUAAUAAUAAUAAAAAUAAUAAUAAUAAUAAUAACGAAGAUAUCAACAAUAAUAGUAAUACUGCUGAUUUACAUGAUAAUAAUUAUAUUUCCAAUUAG